GUUUCCUCGAAAGAAACUUGGCAAGAAGCGAAAUUCUUGUGAUGAUGGGGAGAAGGGUUGAAUGGGAGAAAGGAGAUAAGUAUCAUGAAACUGCUCGUAUUCUUGGGAAAAGUUCUCAUUAUCAAAUCGUCCAAAAUACUACACAUUGUAAGCUUUUGCCAAGUCAUAUACUCCAAACAAUCAUUUAUAUCCUUGAACAAGUAACAAUUCUCAAAUCAAUCUAUACCAGCCAUCAACAUGCCUCUUUUCGGUCGUCACCAGGAAGAAUAUGAGCCAGAGCCAGUCGUAGAAGAGCCUAAGCGAAGCUCAUCUAUUUUUCAUCGUAACCGUACCGAGUCUGUCUCACCAUCCGAACGUUCCAUGUCCACCGUCUCCUCCACUCCAUCUCAAAGCAGCCGCAAUCGCGGAUUCCUACACAAGAAUCGGGAAGCUCAAGACCCAGUUAUUGCAGCUGCGGAGCAAAGAAUUAUUAAUGCCGAGCAAAUGGAGAGAGAAGCCGAUAGAGCAUUGAUUAAUGCUAGAGAGGCGGUAGCGGAAGCAAGAGAACAUAUGAGACAACUCAAGUUGGAGAUGGAAGCACAAGCAAAAGCAUUGAAGGUUCGACAAGGACAAGCGAACAACAUUUACAAGAGAGCCAAACCUCUUGGUCGUCAUCAAGUCCCAGGCCUGUGAAGAGCACCGUAUCCAAUGUGACACUCGUCACGAAUCGAAGCAUCUUCUUUGGGAUGAUCUGUAUGAAAAUUUAGCGAAAUCGGUUUUGGGAGGGAAGAUGAUUGUUUUUCCAGCGUGGAGUUGCGAGGAGCCAGCGAGACUUUUUGUAAUACGGUUGGGAUGCCAACAGCCAAUGAAUGUACUAUUAUUAUGAUCAUGAUGAUAACGAAUGCUAUUGAUACCAAUUUUCUUGAAACAUGGCAGUGAUGUGUGUCUGGCUGAGAAUGUCUUCGUGGAACAUUUCAUCGUGUUGGCCUCGUGUAUAGGCGCCCUCUUGUCAAGAUCAAAUGGGAAGAUAUGUUUUCGUAGGUUUGGCCCAAAAUGAAGCUAUUCCCA
Molecule: messenger RNA, 1047 nt
Organism: Botrytis cinerea B05.10
Lineage: Eukaryota; Fungi; Ascomycota; Leotiomycetes; Helotiales; Sclerotiniaceae
Exons: 3
Coding region: 238-672 (144 amino acids)
Source: RefSeq, a predicted model, not a curated record